UCUUGGUUUGCUCUGAGUUUCCCAGUCCGACGAGGAACGAGAACAACAUCGAUCUGUCUUUGAAAAAACAGAGAGAGAGAAAGAGAUAGAAAAAAGGAACAAAAAGAGAAGGUUGAGAAGAAUGACGGGUGAGCUAGAGUUACCACCGGGGUUCAGAUUUCAUCCGACGGACGAGGAGUUGGUGAAUCAUUAUUUGUGUAGGAAAUGUUCAUCGCUGCCUCUUGCUGUUCCAAUUAUUAGGGAGAUUGAUCUGUAUAAGUAUGAUCCAUGGCAGCUCCCAGACAUGGCUCUUCACGGUGAAAAGGAAUGGUAUUUCUUUACCCCAAGGGACAGAAAAUAUCCAAACGGUUCGCGGCCGAACCGGGCAGCUGGAACCGGAUACUGGAAGGCGACCGGAGCGGACAAGCCGAUUGGGAAGCCCAAGCCUCUGGGAAUAAAGAAAGCACUUGUUUUCUAUGCUGGAAAAGCCCCUAGAGGAGUCAAAACAAAUUGGAUCAUGCACGAAUACCGUCUGGCUAAUGUGGAUAGGUCUGCUGGCAAGAAAAACAACUUGAGGCUUGAUGACUGGGUCUUAUGUCGAAUUUACAACAAGAGAGGUUCAGUGGAGAAAUAUUACGCUGCAGACCAAAACAUGAGAAACUUGACAGAAAUCGACGAGAGAAAACCAAAAAUUAUGGUACCAACAAAAACAAUGAUCACCGACGACCAAAUACACAUGGACACGUCGGACUCCGUGCCAAAAUUGCACACCGACUCGAGCUGCUCGGAGCACGUGGUGUCCCCCGAGUUCACGUGCGAGAGGGAGGUCCAAAGUGAAGCCAAAUGGAGUGAGGUAGACAAUUAUUUUGGGUUCAAUUACAACAUGGAUGAUGGCUUUUCGGAUGACCCUUUUGGCCGUCAGCUUCAGUUUCAAAUGGACCAGCUCUCCCCUCUUCAGGACAUGUUCACGUACCUACAGCAGCCCCUUUAAUCAGACCCGUUUAAAAUAUUUUAAUUCUUUAAUUUGUGGGUCAUGGACACCUCUGGCCUGCUGGUGAUACUCCUCUCCUACCUAGUCUCCUACAAAAUUAGAAAGCAUUCGUUAGAUUAUUUAUGGGCCCCCUAAAUGAGCCUUGGGCCAAAGAAAGAGAUCAGCUGCACUGCAAUUGGUUGGUGACUAUUUGCAUUUCAAUAUUUGAUCCAUUAUCCUAGUGUUAAUAAUAAUAAUAAUGUGUAAUGACCCCUCUAGAGUCUACGCAGGCAGGAUAUUCUUUUAUCUUUCAAAUUGUAGCUGAAUUCUUUCAUACCUAUAUGUAUUGCUACUCAGAAACUAA
Molecule: messenger RNA, 1313 nt
Organism: Alnus glutinosa
Lineage: Eukaryota; Viridiplantae; Streptophyta; Magnoliopsida; Fagales; Betulaceae
Product: NAC domain-containing protein 2-like
Exons: 3
Coding region: 122-970 (282 amino acids)
Biological process (GO): regulation of DNA-templated transcription
Molecular function (GO): DNA binding
Source: RefSeq, a predicted model, not a curated record